AUGUGGAUUUCAUUGAAGUCACCCAAGCUAGCAGUCGCUGUUUAUAACUGGAAGGGAGAUGUUAGAUCGGGUUUACCAUUGGAGAUAGGAGAAACUGUACAAAUCCUAGAAGAAAAUGGAGCUUGGUACAGAGGCUUCAGCUCAAAGAACCGCUCGGCGUGGGGUAUAUUCCCAUUGUGUGUGGUCUCCAUCCGACCAUGCAUCGUGAAAGGCACAGGUGCUACAGCUAUAGCGGAACUUAAAGAUGAUCCAUUGGUCCGGGAGAUUGCUUGUGUUCUCAGAGAAUGGGCUCGUUUGUGGAAAAAACUUUAUGUCGAGCGGGAGACCUACAGAUUCAGUGCAGUAGCGAAAGUCAUGAGAGAGUUGUUAAGUGGGCGACGAGCUCUUCUCGCGGGAACGCUCACUCAGGACCAAACUCGAGCGUUGAAGUUGAAACUUGUCGCGAAACUAGACUGGGGGAAUAGGUCCAAGACUGUACAACUGUACAAGCUGUACGUCAAUAAUGAGCUGUCAGAUUUGCAACAACAAUAUUUUGAAGUGUGCAACUUGAUAUUUAUUAAAUAUCUUGGUGCAAAAAGGAUAGCAAUAUCUAUCCUGUAA
Messenger RNA from Arctia plantaginis, 600 nucleotides. NCBI's taxonomy places the organism in Eukaryota, Metazoa, Arthropoda, Insecta, Lepidoptera, Erebidae. The record is from the annotation of a GenBank genome assembly.